GUGGUCAAAGCUUAAUUUUUACACCUUUGCUAAAACAAAUUUAGCUAAUGCGUGCUAGUGUCAAAACGAUUGAAAAAGGGGGAAAUAGAAAAUGAAUUUAAAGUAUUUGACCCCACUCAUCACGCUUCAGGCGUCGAUGCAGAUGGGGGGCGAACGUGUGAAAGCAAUGGCAUGGUCGCCGAAUAAUCAGAAGCUCGCCGUGUGCAGGAGUGACAAAGUCAUUCAGCUCUUUGAUGAGAAAGGUGGACCACGGGACAAGUUCCAAACACGCGGAGCGGACGUCAAAGCCACAUCGUCACCGCAGGCAUACAUGGUCACAUCCCUAGCGUUCUCUCCAGACUCCAUUAACCUGGCUGUGGGCCAGUCAGACUGCAUUCUAUUCAUAUACAGGAUUGGAGAAGAUUUCAAAAUGAAAAAAUCCAUCAUCAACAAGUUUGCGCAAACUUCAGCAGUCACCACCGUUGCUUGGCCAAGUGACGUUGAACUUAUUUGUGGGCUGAGCGAUGGCAAAAUUAGACACGUUAACAUGGUCGGGAAAGGACAAAAACCUAAAACAAUUUAUAACGUCCCAGACACUGCCGUGCUGACGAUGGUGACAAACUCGGCUGGCACAGAACUCGCAGCAUCCUUUUUGGAUGGACAAAUAUUACUGUUUGGAAUUGGAAAUCCUGAUCAAAUGUCGCUGAAAUCCAAAAUCCGUCACACAGUUCCUGCUGUGGCACUAGCCCUCUGCCCAGACUCGAUUCUUGCUGGGGGCUCGGACAUGAAGAUUUUCGUUUAUGAAAAAUUGGGGAAAGUUCGCCAACAGUUUGAUUUCUCGAAGGAUCCCUCCAACUGCGACUUCACUUGCGCUGCUGCCACCGCCACGGGUCAAACGGUUGUGUUUGGUUGCCUCAAUAAACUCAAGAUCUUGCAGUACCAGUCCCGGAAGAAGAUGUGGGAAGAGGGGCGGACAAAGAAGGUUGACAAUCUCUACGUCCCAACGGCCCUUCAGUGGCGAAAAGACGGGACUUUCCUCUCGGUGGCCACUUGUGUUGGGAGCUUUCACAUGUUCGAAGCCGCCUACAAACGAUCUAAAAGUGACAAAGUUGAGUUGAGCUACAUCACGCCGAGCAAUGUCAUACUGAAAGUAGUGGAAUCUGGAAAGACGGCCAAUAUCAGAUCUAAGUAUGGUAGUGAAAUUUCAGAAGUUCAACUGAUGGGCAAGGACUUAUUUGCUGUUGCUAGAACAGUUGAAACCAUAAUUAUUUGUGAUAUUGAGCGCAAGCUGACAAGCGAAAUCCCAUGGUCAGAUGUAGAAGAAAAGGAACGCUUUUACUUUGAGAACCAAACGGUCUGCAUGGUUUUUAAUGGUGGAGAAAUGACCUUAAUUGAGUACGGCAAAGAUGAUGUUCUGGGAACUUUUAGAACUGAAUGGAUAAACCCUCACGUAAUCAGCGUCCGAGUGAAUGAGCGGCUAUCAAAGAAAGAUUUAGAAAGCGGCGUCACCAACAGGAAGUUGGCGUAUUUGUUGGAUCUCAAAUCCAUAAAUGUUGUUGACCUCGAAUACAAUCUCCCUUUGGCUGAAGUGGUCCAUGACUCGAAAGUGGAUUGGCUCGAGUUAAAUGAAACAGGAACAAAGCUACUGUAUCGAGAUCGUCGCACUCGUCUCGUACUCGUCGACGUUGGGACUCUGAAUAAACACACGUUGGACCAAUCUUGCGGGUUUGUGUCGUGGGUCCCAGGUUCUGACGUAGUGGUCGCUCAGUCUAGAAAAACGCUGAGAAUUUGGUACAAUUUGGACACACCUGAAAUCAGUGUGGAUAUCGAGUUGAGAGGCGUGGCCACCGAUAUUUUGAAAGAGAAAGGUCGAACAGUAGUGCUGGUUCGCGAUGGAGGUGUCACUCAAGAGAUUGAGCUCGAUCAAAGUCGAAUCGAAUUUACUACAGCGAUAGACGAUGGAGAUUUGGCACGAGCAGCUGCAUUUCUGGAUUCGUGUGAACAAAGCCCAGAAGUUCAUGGCAUGUGGUCAAAAUUGGCAAAAGUGGCCGUAGAAGCACAAGAGUUAAAGAUUGCUCAUAAAGCUUAUGCAGCUACAGGUGAUGUUCCAAGAGCCAAAUUUAUACAAAAUACAAUCGAAAUGUGCAAAACAGAACCAGGGGUAAAUCCCAAUGAGAAGGGGUUCUGGAAACAAAGUUAUGAAGUCCAAGCACGUCUGCAUCUCAUGGCUGGACAAAUCAAAGACGCCGAAGCAAUCUAUUUGAAUCAAGGAGAUGUCGAUAGGGCAAUUAAAAUGUAUGAAACUUUGCAAAAGUGGGAUGAUGCCAUCACGCUGGCCAAGAUUAAGAACCACCCACGCCUCACCGAGUUGAUGGACCAAUUCUUGGAUCGUCUGAUAAGUUCAGGACAGUACGACGUGGCUGCAGAAUUUCUUGAAAAACAUGGACACAGCCAAAAAUCAAUCGCACUAUAUUUAGAUGGUGGAUUUCCUACUAGAGCAGCAAGAGUGAUAAUGAAGCACAGAGCACUUCAACAGGACACGGAUCUUGUCUCUCAAGUCUGCGAUUCUUUACUUUUGGGCGAAUUUCUCGAAGAAGCUGGAGAACUUUACGACUCUGUAGGCCAGAAAAGCCGAGCUCUGGAAUGUUAUCGUCGUGGGUUCUUUUACGAUAAGGCUAUAAAACUGGCAAAGCACUCGUUCCCCAAUGAAGUGGUCUCCUUGGAAGAAGAGUGGGGUGAUCAUCUCGUCUCCUGUCGUCAAAUGGAUGCUGCUACGAACCACUAUAUUGAAUCAGGAUGUUUGGUCAAAGGGCUGGACGCGGCAUUGGAAUCAAGACAAUGGAAAAAGGCAUUGCACAUCAUUGAGGCGGUAGAAGACGUUCCUGCAGUGUCCAAACAAUGGGUCAAACUUGGAGAGUAUUUUAAUUCGAUAGACGAGCUAAGCCAAGCUGAACGGUGUUUUAUAAAAGGUGGAAAUCCAAAGAAAGCUGUAGAAAUGUACACUGAAAAAGAUCGAUGGGAAGAUGCGCAUCGAAUUGCGACUCAGUCAACCGGAAUCAGCAAACAAGACCUUCAACGACAGUACAUUGACCAAGCAAAAAUCAUGCAAGAUCAGGGUCGUUAUUUGCAAGCAGAAAAGUUGUAUGUGGCCAUUGGGGAGGUGGACAUGGCUAUCAAGAUGUACGCGACAAAUAAAAUGUAUGACGAAGUUUUGCGUCUUAUUCAAGCACAUCGUACAGAACAUCUUGGUCAAACCUUGAAGCACUUGGCGGAGAUUUGCAUACAGGAAGAAAAUUAUAAAACUGCGGAAAACCAUUAUGUCAAAGCAGGUCUUUGGUCAGAUGCGGUGGAAAUGUAUGUCGCAAGGGGACUUUGGGAAGACGCAUACAGGGUGGCAAGGAAUCAUGGUGGAGUUCAAGCUUCAAAAAAUGUGAUUUUCAAAUGGUCUGCUGCCCUUUCACCAGAUACUGCUGUGAAAUUACUCAACAAGUUUGGCUACAUUUACGAUUGUAUAGAUCACCAUUGUUUGAAAGGAAACUUCAUUGUAGCGGAGGAGAUCGCCGAAUUGGGAGCACGAGACAAACUUGUCGACAUCCAAUUCCAAUGGGCCCAAUAUUGUGAAGAGAAAAGAGAGUAUGAAGAGGCAAAGAUACAUUAUGUUAACGCAAAUAUGGGAAAGGAAGCUGUUGAUAUGUAUCUUCGGAGUCACGACCUUCCCAAAGCAAUGGAAACAGCGGAGAAAUACGCUCCUGAAGAGUUACAAAGAGUUCUUCUUAUGCACGCGGAACAACUUUUUGGAAACAAGGAUUUCAGUAAUUUUGAAACCAUUGUCAUUCGUGCAGAAAAACCUGAAAUUGCAAUAGAACUUUACAAGCGGCAUAACAUGUGGGCUGAAGCCUUUCGUGUCUGCAAGCAGUAUGCACCACAUCUCACAAAUCAGCUUCAAGAGGAUUUUUCAGUUUUCGAUUCCCGGAAUGAAUCCGCCAAAGAGCCAGAAGAAUUGAUUGAACAGGCGAAACAAUUUGAACGCCAAGGAGAAUAUCGAAAAGCAAUUGAGCGCUACUUACAGCUUACCCCACAAAUCAUGGACAAUGACAUUGUGCUCGCAAAAUGCUGGACCCGAGCUGCCGAACUGGCAGCAAAAUUUUUGUUAAAAGAACAUGCAGACUACGUUUUGAAAUCCUUGGCCCCCAUGCUCUCCAGUAUUAAUCGCUUUGCAGAGGCUGCUUCACUGUACGUGCAAUGUGGGCAGUAUAAGGAGGCCAUCAGGGCUUUGAUUGAAGGAGAUUUGUGGGACGAAGCGCGACGACUGGCAACGGAAGUUGGACCAAAGAUGGAAGAAUACGUGAAAAUGAAGCAAACCGAGUCACUCAAAGCGUCUGGACAAGUGGAACAACUGGAAGGUGUAAAUGCGCACGCUGCUCUGGAGCUGAUGUGCGAGCAAGGUCACUGGGGAAAGUGUUUGGAGAGGGCCAAGCACAAUGCCGACACGCUUUCGAAAUAUAUGGCCAAGUAUGUGACUCACUUAAUCAAGGCGAGGUCAGCCCGGGAGGCACUCAAGGUGUACAUGGACUAUGGCACUCCCUGCAACCGAGAACACUUUUCACUGUACAGAGCCUUAGCCAUGCUCAUGCUCACGGAUAUCAACAUGGAAGAUUUUGAAACGUGGUCGGAGAUGAGAAACAUGAUGUUUUCUGUGAUGAAUGGACUUAACUCGUCCGGAGCUGAUCACCGAUCCAACGUUUAUGUCCAAAUGGACAGCUUUCUUUGGAUUUCACACUAUUUUACCAAUAAGCUCGCUUUUCAAGCAUCUACAUCUCUGGAACCGUUGGCUGCUAAAGCAUCAGUAUCUCUCCUUCGCUACUGUGGACUUGUUCCGGUAGAAAGAGCAUUUUACGAAGCUGGAAUUUUGUGCAGGAAAGUGAAGUGGGACAACAUGGCGUUUGUUUUCCUAAAUCAAUAUCUCGACGUUCGUGAUGCAAUCGAAGAGGGGACACAAUCUACUGGAGGAUUGGACCACUCUGAUUUUCUAAAUACUGACAUUCCCACCGAGUGUGACUUGCCUGAACAAGCAAUGGUACCUGACGAAUGUCAUAAUGAGGUCAAAGAGUGGGUGCUAUCUGCCUCGAUGGACGCCAACAUCCAACCGGAAUUGCGUCAGGAUGAGCGAACCAUUUUUGAGGGAUCGCUGGUAUCUUCCGCAGGAGGCGAAAAGUGGGAACCUUGUGUUCUAACCGGCUAUCCAGUGACAGGGACGAAGGUGUCCUUUCGCACCACAAACAGAUUUGCGGACAAGGAAGACUGGAACAGAUUCGUCGCAGUUUCUAGGAGUGAACCCAACGAACAAUUGGCAAAUAUUAGCGAAUUUUUAUCAGCCUGGUGUGGAUCUUCUCCAAACUAUUCGUUGUAAAUAAAAUACACAAGUUUUUUCUCCUGGUAAUGUCGUCAAAAUCCGUGUAUGUGUUGUAUUUGUUCGACUUUAAUUACUUAGGGAAUCCUACUUAAUUAUGAAUAAUUAUGUAUUAAUAAUGUAUUCAUAAUUAUUAAUUAUGAAUACUAAAUUACAUAUGCACAUCAAACUUUAAAUAAAUAUAACUUAAUUUAAAAGACAAAAUACAAUCAUAUUCCUUUCAAUUAGUUGUUUGUUAUUGCGAUUAAUGAUUAAGAAUAAUGCAUAUUAAACACAUUAGAAGUGUCUCCUCUGUUACAUACGAAUUUAGGUACUACGGAUAUUGAAAUAUGUAUUUGUAAAAACUAUAAAAAGCAUUAAUUGAAGCAUGCAACUGAACUUUUAAAAUCAUUUUGAUCAGGGAGCCGUACUUAAGCUUUACCCUCACGCUCGGAGGAAUCGAAACGGGUUGGCGUAAAAUUCCAGUUUGAUCCUUCUCUCUCGCUUUGCGUAAUGCCUUGUAGUGCCUAUCUCGGAACUUCGCAUCGACCCUGUGGGGGGGAGGAGUCGACCUCAG
Folsomia candida is the source of this 5945-nucleotide messenger RNA. RefSeq names its product intraflagellar transport protein 172 homolog (gene Oseg2). NCBI's taxonomy places the organism in Eukaryota, Metazoa, Arthropoda, Collembola, Entomobryomorpha, Isotomidae. The coding region runs from base 92 to 5389 and encodes 1765 amino acids. The record is from RefSeq and is a predicted model, not a curated record. Gene Ontology annotation, biological process: vesicle-mediated transport; intracellular protein transport; intraciliary transport. The transcript is spliced from 29 exons. Gene Ontology annotation, molecular function: protein binding. Gene Ontology annotation, cellular component: axoneme; ciliary basal body; intraciliary transport particle B.